AUGUCAUCGUUCCCAGAUUCCCGUACACCACUGACUGGCGAUGGACGUACAUCACGUCCUUCGCCUCUGGCGCAUUUCGUCGAUAUUGCAAAGUUGGCGUUUUACUCUUCUCCUGCUAACUACCUGCUGGUGUUUUUACCCUUUGGUCUUGCCGCUGGAGUUUUAGAAUGGUCUUCUGGGUUGAUAUUCUGGCUCAACUUCCUUGCAAUCAUCCCGUUGGCUGCACUGCUUGCCUUUGCGACUGAGGAACUCAGUGCCCACGUUGGUGAAACCCUUGGUGGGUUGCUCAACGUGACCUUUGGUAACGCCGUUGAAGUUAUCGUCUCCAUUGUCGCCUUGAAGGAAAACCAGAUACGUAUCGUUCAAGCCUCGAUGCUCGGCUCCAUCUUGUCCAAUCUGUUGCUUGUGUUGGGUUGUUGCUUCAUUGCUGGCGGGUACAACCGUCUUCAGCAACAGUUUAACCAAACGGUUGCACAGACUAUGAGCUCUUUGAUGUGUCUCGCCACUGCGGGUUUGGUUAUACCAGCGGCUUUCCACGCCUCAAUUCCAAAAUCUAACGAUCCUAGUUCUUUGGAUAGAGAAAUCCUCUCCUUUUCCAGAGGUGCAUCUGUCGUGCUAUUGUUCAUCUACAUCUUGUACCUAUACUUCCAAUUGGGAACCCACAAGAGACUGUUUGAAGGCAUUAACGAAGAGUGCGAUGGGAAUGCUCCAAAGGAAGGGGAUCCAGAACUGUCUCCGCUGGCUGCUCUGUUGAUGCUUUUAGGUGUCACCAUCAUCGUUGCCGUAUGUGCUGACUACUUGGUCGGCUCCAUCGAUGAUAUUGUUGCUACAUCCGGAUUGUCCAAGACAUUUAUUGGUCUUAUUGUUCUGCCAAUUGUUGGUAAUGCAGCAGAGCAUGUUACCGCAAUCGUUGUUGCGAUGAAGAACAAGAUGGACUUGGCAAUCGGGGUUGCGGUUGGAUCAUCUUUACAAAUUGCGCUAUUCGUUACGCCUUUCAUGGUCUUGGUCGGGUGGGCAAUUGGUGUGCCAAUGAGCUUGCACUUCUCCACGUUCGAAACAGCUGUUUUGUUCAUCUCAAUGCUCAUCACAAAUUACCUGAUUUUAGAUGGUGAAAGUAACUGGUUGGAAGGUGCCAUGCUUAUCGGUACCUAUACAAUAAUCGCUUUGGCGUUCUUUUAUCUCCCUGAUAUGGACUGA
Williopsis jadinii is the source of this 1197-nucleotide messenger RNA. It is a transcript of the gene VCX1, whose product is annotated as Vcx1p. The transcript has a single exon. Bases 1 to 1197 code for a protein of 398 amino acids. The record is from RefSeq and is a predicted model, not a curated record. Gene Ontology annotation, biological process: calcium ion transmembrane transport; intracellular calcium ion homeostasis. Gene Ontology annotation, molecular function: calcium:proton antiporter activity. Gene Ontology annotation, cellular component: fungal-type vacuole membrane. Lineage: Eukaryota; Fungi; Ascomycota; Saccharomycetes; Phaffomycetales; Wickerhamomycetaceae.